Messenger RNA from Ectocarpus sp. CCAP 1310/34, 3105 nucleotides. Lineage: Eukaryota; Phaeophyceae; Ectocarpales; Ectocarpaceae. The record is from the annotation of a GenBank genome assembly.
CCAUCUAUCAAGGUGGGAACGCUGGUCGGAGGAGGCGUACGAGGGGUGGGGAUGGGACGUCGACCACCCCCCCCACCCCCACGGCAGUUCCUCCUCCUCCGACGCCGAAGCAGCAACAGAGGAGGGCCAGGGAGCGGAAGAAAAAGGAGCUCAACAGGAGGAGGAGGAGGCGGGGUACCUCGACGACAUGGCGAGGGGGAAUUCGACGUUCGGGGCACUGUUCCGCCGGCCGGGGGUGGUGUACCCCAUACACCCCACGGGGCACCUCAGGCUGCCGCGCCCCAAGCGGCCGUUCGCUGGCCAACAGCAGCGGUGGCGGCGACACCUCAGCGGAAGAGAGGAGGAGGAGGAGGAGGAGGAGGAGGACGAGGAGGAGGAGGAGGACGAGGAGGCCAGCGGCGGCGGCGGGGGGGAAAGCGCGGGAAGGGAAGAAGAUGUGGUGUUUGUUGUGCAGGGCAACAUGCAGAGCCAUCGACGGAACUACCCAGAACUGACGCGCUGCCUUGAGGCUAUGUGCUCCACCGGCAGGGACAACUACCAGCUGGUCGCCGUGGGCGCGCGAGGUGACUUGCCCGACGACGUCAGGAGAAUGCAGUGCGUGGAACAGCGGACGACGGAGUGGCGACACCUCGAGUACCCGGAGUUUUACGCCAACAUCAGCGCGGCUCAUUUCGUGGUGACGGCGGCUGCGGGGCACGAUUACGAGUACGACAAGGCCACAUCCACGGUGCCCACGGCUCUGUUGCUCGAGAGACCGUUGGUGAUCUCUUCGACGCUGCUCGACGCCUACCCGUGCCUCAGGAAGUCUCGUGUCCACAGCAUGGUGGCUAAUGACGACCUGUGCCUCAACCUCCAGACCGCCUACGACUUGACGACGGAAGAGUACGACGAGAUGGAACUAGAGGCCCGCGACUGCAAGCUGGAGAUGUGGCGGCAUGCCCGGGAAACGGUUGCCGGGAUGGCAUCAGGUUGGACCCUCGACUGAUCCAUCUAUCGAUUCGAGUGUGACUUCCCGACUCGUCUCGUCUGUCGCGGUGGGUGGGGCCGGGGAUGCCCUCCCCCGUGGCAGAUUAGGGGGUCCGGUUUCGGUCUUGUGGUGUAUCUCCUCGCGUGGCGCUAGGCUUUGUUUUUCUCCCCCCCAGCCCCUUGAGGCUGGAGCCUAGCUUGGCUUGUAUCGGGAGAUUCUGUUCUGCCUAGGUUGUAUGUAGCAAGUGGAGGGGGGGUUCGGGGCCCCCGUCGGUUGAGGUCUAUGUUCGGGUGGGCGUGGGUGGAGUGCUGGGCGGAAAAAGCGUGCUUCCGUCUGGUGCAAGCUGCUUACAGGAUGUUGUCGUAUUUUCUCCGCCGUGUCGUUAUCGUCCUUCCAUCGCGGGGUUUAUUGAAGUGUCGUCGAUAACUCGCUUCGGUGUCGGCUCGUUGAAUGUGCUGUGUCAGCGUGCAUCCCAGAACCAUGGUAGAUGCGCCAGUUGGCUUCGGCGUCACCAGAAAGAACAACACAGUUGCCGUGUCCUUCGGCGGUGGUGUGUGGUUUCGGCAACGAUCGUGGGGACGACGGGUGUUCGUGUGGACCCACUUUAAAUGGGAGGGGCAUCUCCGUUUGCGUUCACACAAGAGCCUCAGGCGUGUCGCACGACUUAAUGAACAAAUUAAUUACGAUGGAACCCACGCUGCUGAGAGAAUCACGCGUUUAUAUACGUAACGCGCACGGGCUGACAUGGCUGCAACCAUGGGCGGGAACGAGCAGACGUUUACGUUUUUUUACAAUACGAAAAUUCGUGUCGUUGUUGAGGUAUACGGAUUUUAUACUUACAUUUUUUUCAUGUCGAUUGCUCCAUUGUAUGCUUCUGUCUGGCCCUGUGCAGACGGCGAGUGCAACGAGAGACGGUAAAAGGUGUAUGCAAAGUCGUUUGAUGUGUGGAUAGCUGUCGACGACGCACGUACGCAGUGCUUGUCCUGGAGUUGCUCAGGAUUGUACGGUGACGUUUCAAACUGGUGAACGAUUGUAAAAGCAUUUGUGGUGUUUCGAGGCCUCUCGAGUGAAUCGGCUUUGUUUGUGUUUUGCCCCGACUGAGCGCCAAGUGUGGAGCCCUCCCGCCACACGUGUGUGACCGGAGGAUCGUACGGCCAUGUGUUGCUCGCAGGCGGUUUUUUGAUUGGCCUCUGUUGUUCAUGGUUGCAAUCCGGUGGUGAGAGGUUGUGCGCGGCCGCCGGCCCUACGGGGCAUUUUUUUUUCUGGUUUGGCCAUUGCAGAGUACAGCUUUGCCCGCGUUGAUAUAAUUCCAGUCUUCCAUGUUAUUUUCUCCUUUCGUGUGUUGGCGACAGAAUAAUAUGUGAAUCUGCGCGGAAUUGAUUUAUAUUCUCCAAGUAGAUUUGACUUUUGAUCAAGACAGAUGUCAGCGCCCGGGUGACAAAGGGCAACUUGGUGGAAUAUCGUUCGAGUUGCUUGUUGGGGUGGACUUGUUUGGGUUUGUCGACCAGUUCAAUCCCACUACGAUGGACAAUUGUACGACGAUAACGUCGUCGCUGUGUCCUAGAUAUGUACGCACGUGUCCUAGGAAAAAAGUUCAGCUUAAUCGUAUUUUAGAUGGAUGUUACGACCCUUGUGGCAGUAUUAUCGGUGACGGUUAUCAUAGUUGCUUUAGGGGUAUGAGAAAAGACGCGCAACGCGUAUGGUGGUUGUUGUUGUUCUCUUCAGUGCUGUUAUGCCGGUGGGAAACAUAGUUUAAGCAGCAGUUGCCUUUGGCUGUGUUUCCCACAUGUUGUAAGGUGUGUUAGGAAAACACGAAUAUUUUGGAUGGAUGUAAGGCCCGUAGGCAAUACCAACGGUGUCUGUUGGCACUUUGGUCAGGUAUGCAGGGGUAUGCGUGAGAAAGGCAGCCCGUGUGACUGUUGAUGUUGUUCUCUUGAGGAAUAUGAUGCACACGACGGUGGGGGUCGUGACAAUUCUCGUGCCGUUUUGAACGCCGACAGCGAGGGUAAUUGCUUUGAAAAACCUCUGAAAAUAUCAGACCCUGGCGCAAAACUGCUAUUAGUCAUUGAACGAUGGUGCGUCAUGACCGCUCGCCAUGUUCUUCGGUUGGUAACCCCCCAACCAUCGGACGUUUGGAC